UAGAAGUUGGUGUCGGAAACCAUAUCGUGCGGACCAGGAACUGAAGUGUUGGUAAACAAAGGAGAGUCUGUAACUUAAAGAUUGGAAAGGGAGAGUUUAUUGUGAUCAGAGACGAAACUGUCGGCGUAUUUAACAGGCUGUACGAUUCGAAUCCGUUAAAUAACAUCUUAUAUCCAGUUUACUAAUGGAGCGGUGUACAUUAGUGCUGGAGGUGUGAGAAGGCCCAGUGUGUGACUUGAGCCUAGAUGUUGGCUGCCAUCACCAGGCCACUAUCAUGGCAUGGGAGGGCAACAAGCUGACACUCAGACGCCUGGAGGCACCUGUACAAAAGUUUGUUAAAGUGGCUCUGCCCACAGACCUGGAAAGACUGCAGAAACACCACAACAAUAUACUGAAGUUUCAACGUGGUCAAGAAUGGGAACGCCUCCACCAAGAGCAUAUCAAUGCCAGCAGAACUGUACAGCAGCUCAGGGCCAACCUCAGGGAGAUGGAGAAGCUGUGUGGGCGUGUCCGCCCUGAGGAUGGCCCCGCCCUGCAGCAGUUGGUCACGCCCAUCAGAGAGCGAGCACUUGCCGCGGCUCAAGACUUCCUCCUUCUACACUCUAACCCCGCCCCCUGCCCCCGUUGGUCUGACCCAUCGUCCACCGGCCACCCCGUAGACCAGGAGGGUGACGAGCCCCCGCCCCUCUGCCAGGCUCAGCUCCGCCUCCCGGAGAUCCCUGCCAAGCAGAACGCUGCAGAGUCCUGGGACAGCCUGGAGGAGGACCUGAAGGAUCUCAGCGGCCUGGUGACGGAGUUCUCCCUGCUGGUCCAUUCCCAGCAGGAGAAGAUUGACAGCAUAGAAGACAACGUCAACACAGCAGCUGCCAACGUGGUGGAGGGGACCAGGAGCCUGGGGAAGGCGGUGGGCUACAAGUUGGCCGUGCUGCCCAUGGCAGGGGCCAUUCUGGGUGGGGUGCUUGGGGGUCCCAUCGGCCUGCUGGCGGGGUUCAAAGCCGCCGGGAUUGCGGCGGCCCUGGGGGGCGGCGCGCUGGGCUUCGCUGGGGGGAGCCUGGUCCAGAAGCAGCGCAAAGCCACGGUGGAGCUGCAGAUGAAGCGGCUGAACGCGCCGCCUGACCACAAGCCCCCCGAGAAGAGCGACUGAAGAGACAGUUCUACAGCGGGGUCGGGACACCCGCUCCUCUGUUGGCGACAACAGGGGACGGCUGUCUCAUGAGUCACACUACAGCAUGCGGUUGCUGUGCCUUGGAAAGCAGAGUGGAAGUCAUGGCACUAUCAACACUAACUUGAAUGUUUUCUAUCGUUUUUCUGGAAAGCUUUAGUUAUUCAAUCAUGCAAUAUAUACUUGUAUUCUUCAAGAUUGAUUCCCUACCUCUUCUGUGAAAUGCUGUCCUACUUUAAACAUCACAACUAUAGCACUACUUUCAUAUACGGAUGAGAUUUGAAUAUGUAAAUUAAUAACUGUAUAAAAGUGCCUAACGAGAUCACGUAAUUGAUCCAAACAUGCCAUUAUAAUGCUGCCCUUUAAUUGCCAAAUUAAAAUGGAUAUUUUCCACCUUCUUGACCCUCAGCAUAAACCCAGUCACUGUAUGAUUAAGUAGACACAAAAAUAAGAAGUCGGACAACAAACUAUCUUGUAAAAUGGUUUUAAUUUAAUCUUUUCAAGUCGGCUACUCUCAUGAUGUGAUGACUUGAUUUUUAAAAAUGUUGCUCACCGUCCCCCAUUUCCCCCAACGCACCCUUUGUUUACAUCAACAUGCAGGCUGCCGUGGGCCUGUUGGAAAAAAAUAAUAAAAAGAAGGCAAAGGUGCACAGCAUCGAACUAACAACUUUGUCCCAAUGCCUCGAGUUACCCUACAACACAGCCCAUUGAAACGGGCCUGGAUCUUGCAAACGGUGUGGGGGCAAUCAAAUGAGGAGCCUUCUAUGAAGAAAUAAGAAUCAAAUCCUCCCAGGCUGCAGACCUUGUGCUCCCAUCAGGAAGCUGUCUGGUAGCUGGGGUCAAACAUGAGAGAGGGGGAAGCCCUUCUCAGCAAAGACGGGUUAAACCAGACAUUGCAAUAAUUCAGGGCCAUGUUUCAGAACUUCAAGGGAAACACGACCCCAUCCAUAACCAUUUAGUACCAUUCAGGGUGAGUGCCAACAGGCCGCCCCAGCUUAUUUUAUUGGGGUCACAGGUCUUUUAUUAUCUUGUCAAAUUAUCUACGGUGUUAAGAGGCCGAUAUGCACGAGAACUCACAGAGAAGUCGCUACUUCAAACUAACAUGUUAUUGUACAUUGCGCUACACAAAUGGAUUUGGGUAGAAAUCUGAAGCCAAGGACACACUGUACUGACUGUACUGGAAAACCCACAGAACUGAACCAGAGACCUGGAGUGAGGGAGCCCACCUUGGUUUGUUUUUUUUACAAACAACAAAAAUAAAAUAAAGAAAACUCUGCGUUUAAUUUAGACCAUGAUGACAGACACGCCGACGUAGCACACACAUAUUUACAAGCGCCAAAAAAAAAGUAAAAACACAUUUUUGAUGUCCUAAGCCCGCCUUAACAUCGCCCUCCCAAAUAAAAAUUGUACGUGUAAGAGUUAUGAAAAUAUAGGUCAUCCCAACACAGCUGUGUCUUGGACUGCACUCCUCCAUCUCCUCCUAUUUCUUCAGUAAGGGUAUUGGUGUUGCUGUUGUGUCCCGCUGGCCUGUCCCGACCCCCUCCGACUCCUCCCCUCCCCUCCCUGGCCCCGGGGCGCGGCGUGGAGUCUAGAGAUCAGUGUGAUGCGCUGGGUGGAGGUCACAGCUCAUCGCGGUCCCUGCUUAGGAUGGUGUAGCGGGUUUCGCUGGGGGCCAGCUUCUGGAAGGAGCUCUCUGGGGGGUUGCUGGCCACCAUUUCUAUCAUGUCCUCCUGGAUCAAAAACACACACACAGACACACUUGGCUUAGCGCCAAUGGGGCAAUGCGGCAGCGGGGUUGUUUAAGUAGCCGGUGGUCCCUGUUGGGGGUCUCACCUGUCCUGGCGUGCUGUCUGUGGGGUCAGGUCCGUGGUGGAACUCUCGAUGUAGCUUCCCAGAGUGGAGGUCCAGCACAAACUGUCUCAGCUUGCCAUGGAUCCUGAAUUUGACACGCAGAAAGCACUAUCAUAUUAGCUGUCUGCCUCGCGGCUACAUCCCUGGCACAUUCCCACACACACAGGGAAAGGGCGGCAAUUCUGGACCCCAGCGUUGAAAUAAAACAAUAUUACUGUGGACAAGCAAUAUGAGACAUUAAUCUCCCGGGACGGGUCCCGUGGCAACAUUAAUCCACAUUAACACAACGCUUUGAAGUGUGCUUUAUUAAUGAUGGAAGGCUGUGUGACAAUAGCCUGGUAGAACAGGAAAACCCAACAAUUAAAGCUAGCUGUGUGUCAGAACAGCGCCCAACACAAGGCUUUUGUAUAUACAUACACACGCACCAUACGUUGCACUAAUGUCAUUAC
Molecule: messenger RNA, 3462 nt
Organism: Gadus chalcogrammus (walleye pollock)
Lineage: Eukaryota; Metazoa; Chordata; Actinopteri; Gadiformes; Gadidae
Gene: stx17
Product: syntaxin 17
Exons: 7
Coding region: 275-1144 (289 amino acids)
Biological process (GO): vesicle-mediated transport; intracellular protein transport
Cellular component (GO): membrane
Molecular function (GO): SNAP receptor activity
Source: RefSeq, a predicted model, not a curated record